This is a messenger RNA of Dothidotthia symphoricarpi CBS 119687, 993 nucleotides long. RefSeq lists its product as uncharacterized. Bases 1 to 993 code for a protein of 330 amino acids. Gene Ontology annotation, biological process: protein insertion into mitochondrial inner membrane from matrix; mitochondrial respiratory chain complex IV assembly. NCBI's taxonomy places the organism in Eukaryota, Fungi, Ascomycota, Dothideomycetes, Pleosporales, Dothidotthiaceae. The transcript has a single exon. The record is from RefSeq and is a predicted model, not a curated record. Gene Ontology annotation, molecular function: membrane insertase activity. Gene Ontology annotation, cellular component: mitochondrial inner membrane.
AUGCUUCCCUCAAGGCUACUACGGCAGUCGACGUGCCAAUCGGUCUCGCGGGGCUUUGUGGCAUCUAAAACAAAAUGCACGAUUCCACGAACACGCGCCUUUCAUGCAUCUACUGCGCGAUCAAGUCCAGUCUUGGAUGCGAUCCUCUACCUACCGCAUGAGAUGAUGUCCCUCAUCCACACACAAGUCCCCUGGUACGCUGCCAUUCCACUCACGGCCUUCCUCACUCGCGCUCUACUUGUUACCACAGCCGGAUCCUGGUCACGGUCCCUCACUGCACGUUAUAUCGGCCUGCAUCCCCUGCGACAAGCCCUUGCCUUUCACAAGCGCGAUGAAGUGCUCAAGCGCGGAAACUUCCGACAUCCCAAGGAGGGCGUAGUACAGGUCAAGAAGGAAGUGAAGCAGGAAGUUGCGAAGCUCGAUAAGAGGUGGAAUGUAACGCUACGGGGACAGAUCAGUUGGACGUUUGCGCAGAUUCCGAUUUUCUUCACAAUGGCGGAAGUUAUCAGGCAGAUGUGUGGGGCGAGGGACGGAUUGCUGGCUAUGGGUUUCUCUGCAUUUAAAAGUGAAGAAGUCGUUCCUAGUAUACAUGGAGUUGCUAUGACCAACAACCCUUGGUUCGAGCCGUCGCUUGCAAACGAGGGAAUGCUAUGGUUCCAGGACUUGUUGCUUCCUGACCCUACCGGGACUCUACCGUUUGUCGUCUCCGCAAUCAUGUUCGCCAAUAUCUACAGCUCGAAGAACACAGUCAGUAGCGAUGCUAAAUGGCCACUUGCGAUUCGGAGAACCUUGAUGGGUCUGGCACUGGUCAUUGGGCCACUUUGUCAGGCUUUACCAUCUGCGCUACUGUUAUAUUGGGCAUCAAGUACGACCUCAGUCAUGCUCUGGAAUUUCUGGCUUGACAGGAAACAUCCGACUCCACAAGGAUUCACAGCAUGCAAGAGGCCAUUACAAAUGCCACCUGUUCUGAUCUCCAGAACACGGAAGCUAUAG